Molecule: messenger RNA, 1476 nt
Organism: Salvia miltiorrhiza (redroot sage)
Lineage: Eukaryota; Viridiplantae; Streptophyta; Magnoliopsida; Lamiales; Lamiaceae
Product: probable E3 ubiquitin-protein ligase ARI8
Exons: 10
Coding region: 16-1128 (370 amino acids)
Biological process (GO): positive regulation of proteasomal ubiquitin-dependent protein catabolic process; protein polyubiquitination; ubiquitin-dependent protein catabolic process
Cellular component (GO): ubiquitin ligase complex; cytoplasm
Molecular function (GO): ubiquitin conjugating enzyme binding; ubiquitin protein ligase activity; zinc ion binding
Source: RefSeq, a predicted model, not a curated record
GUCAGUUUUUCUCUUAUGUUCCCCUACAGAUUAAGUGGUGCCCUGCUCCUGGUUGUGAUUCAGCUGUGGAAUUUGUUGUUGGUAGUGGGAGCUAUGAUGUCACUUGCAGUUGUUCGUAUAGCUUCUGUUGGAAUUGUGCAGAAGAAGCUCAUCGACCGGUGGACUGUGAAAACUGUGGCAAAGUGGGUUUUGAAAAACAGUGCAGAAUCUGAGAACAUGAAUUGGAUAUUGGCCAACUCCAAGCCCUGUCCCAAGUGCAAGCGUCCGAUUGAAAAGAACCAAGGCUGCAUGCACAUGACUUGCACUCCGCCGUGCAAGUUUGAAUUUUGCUGGUUGUGUCUUGGUCAAUGGUCAGAACAUGGUGAGAGAACUGGAGGUUUCUACGCAUGCAACCGUUAUGAAGCAGCAAAGCAAGAGGGAGUGUAUGAUGAAGCAGAAAGGAGGAGGGAGAUGGCCAAGAACUCCUUGGAAAGAUACACUCAUUAUUAUGAGCGAUGGGCAUCCAACCAAUCGUCAAGGCAAAAAGCACUGGCCGAUCUGCUUCAAAUGCAAAGUGUACAUCUUGAGAAGCUUAGUGAAGUUCAAUCCCAGCCUGAGUCACAAUUGAAGUUCAUAAUAGAAGCCUGGCAACAGAUAGUUGAAUGCAGGAGGGUUCUAAAAUGGACUUAUGCAUAUGGAUACUAUCUACCUGAGGCUGAACAUACAAAAAAACAGUUCUUUGAGUAUUUACAAGGCGAAGCGGAAGCUGGUCUGGAGAGGCUUCAUCAAUGUGCUGAGAAAGAGCUAAUGAAUUACCUUAAUUCUGAGGGUCCAUCAAAAGAUUUUAAUGACUUCCGCACCAAACUUGCUGGUCUGACAAGCGUGACACGGAACUACUUUGAAAACCUGGUUAGAGCACUGGAGAAUGGGCUUUCAGAUGUAGAUUCACAGGCAGUAUGCAACAAGAUGAGCUCAAAAACUGCAGCAGGGACUAGCAAGAGUAAUAAAGGGGGAAGAGGGAAGGGAUCUUCAAAGACGGGCACAUCAGCCAGAAACGCAGAUGAUUCGGGAAAUUGGCCAUGCGAUAAGUGUACGUAUGUAAAUGCUCGAUCCGCAACUGCAUGCCAUGUGUGUAACCACCGCCGUUGAGGUAUGCUCUGGAGGCACAAAACAGAAAACCUUCCUCCGUAGCAUGUUUUGUUGUGAGAUGCACAGGAUUCAAAAAGAUGACGGGUAGCAGUUAAUUAUUGGGUUUGGGAGAAAUGUGUGGGGUGUUGUUUUAUGAUCUAAAUCUUGUUUGUAAAUAGUCUGUGUAUUAUGCUAAAAUACAAGUUACCUUCUAAAAUAUUUGGUCCUUGUGACUUGUCCCAUAGUUAAAUUAGAAAAGAAAAAAAAAAGAGAAAAUGUGACCAUGUUCGGACUUGGGAACUUGUUGUCAAACUUGGUGGUAUCAGGAAAUAUCCUUAAAUAUGCUGCAUGUUGGUGUGCUUGUGAUUA